AUGGAAAAUAAGCGUAAAUUAAAUGCCCUUACAAUUUCGGACAAAGUUCGUUUAAUACGGUUAGUUGUAAAAGGUGACCGUAAAAGAUGUGAAAUCGCCAAAGAGUACGAUAUUCCACUAAAUACAUUAUCGUCAAUUAUGAAACAAAAAGAUAAAUUGUUGAUGUACAAUAGUGGAAAUAUGAAAAAAAUGAGGACCACUCCUUUUUUGGACAUCGAUAAAUGCCUAUUAAAAUGGUUUACUCAGUUACAGCAUAAAAGCAUACCAGUAAGUGGAACAAUUUUACUUAAAAAAGCUUACGAAUAUGCACAACGAUUAGGACACACUAAUUUUAAAGCUAGUAGUGGUUGGUUUACAAAUUGGAAGAAAAGACAUGAUAUAGUUUUACAAAAAGUUUGUGGGGAAAGUGCUUCAGCAGACAAACAUUGUUGUUCAAAUUAGAUUAGAAAUCUCCCAGACAUUUUAGCAGGUUUUUCUCCUAAUGAUAUUUUUAACAUUAAUGAAACGGGCCUGCUUUUCAAAUGUUUACCGGAUAAAACAUUAAUGUUUAAAGGUAAAAAUUGUUCGGAUAGAAAAUAUGGUAAAGAGCGCAUUACAAUUAUGGUAGGAGCAAAUAUGUCUGGAACUGAAAAACUCAAACUGUUGGUCGUUGGUAAAACAACAAAGCCCAAGUGUUUGAAAGGAAUUAAAUCUUUACCAAUCGACUAUAAAUCAAAUAAAAAGGCUUGGAUGACUUCGUCGAUAUUUAGUGAGUGGCUUUUACAUUUUGACAGAAAAAUGAAACUAGAAAAUCGAAAAAUUCUACUGUUCGUAGAUAACAGUACAGGUCAUAGUUAUGAUAUUGAAUUAAGUUCCGUCAAGGUACAUUUUUUAUCACCGAAUAAAACAUCUAUACUUCAGCCAAUGGACCAAGGCGUUAUACAGAAUUUCAAAAUGUUUUGUAGAAAACAAAUAAUCAUACGGUUAGCCGAUAAUAUCGAUAAUAAUGAAUCGUUUUCUUUAAACAUACUCGAAGCAAUAAGAAUGUCUGAUAAAGCGUGGAGAAGUGUAACGCCACAGACUAUAAUGAAUUGCUUUAUAAAGGCCAGUUUUAAAGACGGUGUUGUAAUUCCAACAGGUAACUCAAAUAUUCCUGAUGAUAAAUGAAAUUUCGUUGCCGAUCAUCUUAAUUUAGACGACAGAAUUUUUUCACAUUAUGUGUAAAUGCACAACGAUGUAUCUGUGUGUGGAACAUGGACAGAUGACGAAAUUUUAUCAGAAAUCAUCGAAAAUCCCAGCGAGAGUGAAGACGAACUACAAAGGGAAGAGGAAGUCGCUGUAGUUACAAUUCAACAAGCUAAACACGCUUUAAGAACAUUGAGACAUUUUGUCGAGACCACUGCAAGUAUGGAAGAUGGCGCUUUUUCUGCAUUGUCCAAAUUAGAAGAUCUCGUAGAAGAUAGAAGUAAUAAAAAACAAACUGUGAUGACGGAUUUAAAAACAAAAAUAUGA
This is a messenger RNA of Cinara cedri, 1491 nucleotides long. NCBI's taxonomy places the organism in Eukaryota, Metazoa, Arthropoda, Insecta, Hemiptera, Aphididae. The record is from the annotation of a GenBank genome assembly.